GAAGAAGAGGAAAACCCAAUCAGCGAGCGACUCUUCUCAGUUUGAACGCGAAGCGGUUUGCUACAAUGGCGAUCAGUUCUGUUCAUAUUUGACAUUUUUUAAUCAUACAGUUAUUACAUAAUCUCGAGAAGGGAUCUACAUGUCGAUAACACGUUGUAGAGUAAAUAUCCAAGAUGAAUGCAAGAGGAAGAAAUGGGCCGUUGUUUAUCAAGACGUACAGUAAAAGAAUGCGAAAGGUGGAGCCUUGGUUCUCCCCGGACCUGAAGAGAGCAGCUUUCUCUUUUUCAAGCACUCUUUCAUCAGAUCAGUCCAUAACCGAGACCACACAACCCAAGAAACGGAGAAUAAGAGAGAGAGCCUCCCGUCCUGCUAAGAGCAAAGGCAUGACUGCCAUAAAGGAGAACGGGAGUGAUGAGGAAAACUAUGCACCGUCCUCGUUGUUCAGAAAGAAGACAAAUGCAAAACCAUCAGUAAGGACUACAGCUGUGAGGAAGACUCGAACGACAAAGAAGGCAAAAAUAAAUAAACCGAUUAUUUUCAGCAGCAGUGAAAAUGAGGAUGACUCCUGUACGAUGAAGAAUGAAAUCCGUCUGAAAACGUCUGCUGGUGAAUGUGCUGGUGCUGAGAAAGUGUUCGGCGCUCAGUGUUUGACCAGGUUUGUCACACAUCGCAGAAGACCACCGGCACCCAUCCAAACUAAGCCGAUCUCUGUUGAUGAUUCCUUAGAUGAUUUCCUUCCUUCGUUCUCCCAAAACAAGCGCGUUGCGAGCAGGAAGCCGUUCUACACGGACUCAAAUAAUCAUGCUGCUCUCAAGAACCGCAAACGCUCACAGAACCGCGUGGCUCUGGCUGAGGUGUCUUUCAAUGAUAGCGAUGAGCAGCAGCUCCCGAGUAAACGUCCCCUGCUUUCGAGCACACCUUCCCUGGUCUGCAGACGGCUCCAAAACUUACCAGAGCCCUCCAUCAGUGAGAUCUCCUCCCUCAGCUUUGAUGAACUUCACCAGGCAUCCUCUGGAGAGAGAGUGACGGAGCAGAGGGAUGCAGUUGUGGAAGAGAGAGCUGGGGAUGGAGAGAAGGAUCAGAGGAGGAAAGAAGGAUGUGCGGAGGCCACGUCGAGCACAGGAUGCGUGUCACGACACUCACACCUAGAAUCUCUAGCAGACGAGCUAAAGAAGAGGUGUCGCACAGUGGAUGUAGCUGUGAUGCUCAAAAAAAUAGAUGUCUCGGAUCAUCUGUUGAAGGUGCAAAGCUGCGGCAGGGAACGGGAUUGUUUGGAGUCCUCCGUGGCAGCAAGCAGUCAGAGCAGCCAAACCUAUAUAACUGUAUCAUCCAGCUGCUCCUCACUAUCCAAACCAUCACUCUAUCUCUCCUCUUCUAAGUCUCUUUCUGCUUCCCCUUCUGCUGGAGCUGGUUGCUCAAAGCAGUCCCUUAUCGGGCGUCUUAAGGCUGAAUGUCUGUUAUCUUCCCUCGCUGUCAGCAUUCCCCGUCUAGACUUGGCUGCGUAUCCUUCUGUCCACCAGGGGGCGACAGAAGCACCCGCCUCCCCAUACACCUGCCACAGGGACAGCGCCUCCCCACCUCUUAAAGAGACGGGGAAUGUUAUCCCGACCAGCUCAAUAAAUCAUAAGACUCCCAGUAACGCUGGAGCAGUUGUUCAACACUUGUCUGCAUCAUUCCAACCUCGUCCGGUCUCUCCGUCUGCCAAUGUAGCUCAUAGCAAAACACGACCUCCUGCUGUGCCUAAAGAACGCACGGGUUCUGGUACUGGCACCGGUCGCAAAGUUUGUGUGAGUGGACUUAAUGUCAGCCGCUGGUCAAAGAGGGGCGCUGGAGAAUUCAAUGAGAAGCGGAGGAAAAAGGAAGGACGGACAAAGGCAGUGUCAGGAGACUAUAGUUCCUGGGGCAGCAUGUCGUCUGCUGGAGCAGACACCUGUGCAGGGGAAUCAACAUGUGGCUGGCUGCAGGGCACCAGUGUGAUUGGUCUGGCUGUAACGCCUCUCAAAAUGGAGCAAAUGAAUCUGUCUUCCAUCCUGACCAACUUUACUCCCGACACACUCACGACACACUCCUGGGGCCGACUGAAGGCAGCACUGUCCCUGCAUAAGAAGAAGACUGCAUUUGCCACCCCGCGCCGCUUGGUUCAGUCUCAUCUGAAGUCCCCAGGUGCUGCAUUUCCAAAUGACAACAGUCUAAACCUGUUUGCUUCCCCUCUCUGCACACCGUCCAGAUUCAUACCUUCAUGCUUGCUCCCAUCCACCAUGAACACCCCGAUGGCUUCGUAUGAUGAAGAUAUCAGCGAUGCAGAAAAAGUGUAUCAGGAAUGCCAGCAGAGCGGCCCGCUUUCCUUCAGUGACUGUAUCCCUCCAGCUCGCAUGAAACACUGCAGCAAGAUCGGUGAAGGGACGUUUGGAGAGGUCUUCUCAACCAUAAACGAUUCCAACGAGACGGUUGCUCUCAAAAUCAUCCCAGUAGAAGGCAGUCAGCAGGUCAAUGGUGAACAACAGAAAACCUUUGGCGAAAUCCUUCAUGAAAUCAUCAUUUCCAAAGAGCUGAGCUGCCUUAACAUGAAGGAGAUCAACAAGACAGACGGUUUCAUUGGGCUCAACAAUCUUCAUUGUGUUCGUGGAUGUUAUCCGGAAGCUCUGCUCAAAGCCUGGGACAAGUUUGACCGUCAGAAGGGAUCUGAGAACGACAGACCUGAUUUCUUUGAUGGCGAGCAGCUGUUCUUAAUCCUGGAGUUUGAGUUUGGAGGGAGUGAUCUAGAGAACAUGAACGGAAAGCUGUCUUCUCUGGUCCAGGCCAAGAGCGUUCUACAUCAAGUCAUCGCAGCUUUGGCUGUAGCCGAGCAAGCGCUGUGCUUUGAACACAGAGAUCUUCACUGGGGAAACAUCCUGGUGAAGAACAUCAAGCACAAGCACAAUGAGUUCAUUCUGAAUGGAAGAGUGCAUUCCAUCGAGACACGAGGGGUCCACGUCAACAUUAUCGACUACUCGCUCUCACGCCUGGAGAUCGAUGGACUGACGGUGUCAUGUGAUAUCUCUAACGAUGAGGAGUUGUUUAUGGGUCAGGGAGAUUAUCAGUUUGAGAUCUACCGUCUAAUGAAGAAAGAAAACAAUAACUGCUGGUCCACCUAUAAUCCUCAUUCUAACGUGUUGUGGCUGCACUAUCUAGCUGACAAACUGUUGAGCAUGAACUACAAGAACAAAGCCCAGACCAACCAGCAGAAGAUGCUGAAGAGCGCCCUCAAAUCUUUCCAGUCGGAGAUCCUUAGUUAUCCGUCAGCUACAGAAGCUCUUAUGAACUGCAGAUUCUUUCAGUGAAUUUUUUUUUAGUUUGUUUUUAAUUAACACAAUAGAUAGACCUGUAUAUUUAGAAUUACCAGUCCAGGGCAAGUAACAAUAUUCUAAAGUUCUGUAAAAAAAACAAAUAAAUAAAAUCAUGCCAUUUAAAAAAAA
Messenger RNA from Cyprinus carpio (common carp), 3455 nucleotides. RefSeq lists its product as uncharacterized. Gene Ontology annotation, molecular function: ATP binding; histone H3T3 kinase activity. Gene Ontology annotation, cellular component: nucleus; cytoplasm. Gene Ontology annotation, biological process: intracellular signal transduction; protein phosphorylation; mitotic cell cycle. Lineage: Eukaryota; Metazoa; Chordata; Actinopteri; Cypriniformes; Cyprinidae. The record is from RefSeq and is a predicted model, not a curated record.